This is a messenger RNA of Galeopterus variegatus (Sunda flying lemur), 2133 nucleotides long. It is a transcript of the gene SPRY2, whose product is annotated as sprouty homolog 2 (Drosophila). The record is from RefSeq and is a predicted model, not a curated record. The transcript is spliced from 2 exons. The coding region runs from base 401 to 1348 and encodes 315 amino acids. Gene Ontology annotation, cellular component: cytosol; membrane. Lineage: Eukaryota; Metazoa; Chordata; Mammalia; Dermoptera; Cynocephalidae. Gene Ontology annotation, biological process: animal organ development; negative regulation of Ras protein signal transduction; negative regulation of MAP kinase activity.
UCUCUUCUCACUCGCUCAUCUGCCAGGAAAAGGGACUUGCUGUUGGCGCUUCGGCCUCUCGUUCAUUGAGAAAAAAGAGGAAAUACUCCGCGUGCGCUUCUAAAAGGGGGGUCGCCUUCAGCCCUGGACUGAAGUGUUCACCGGCGGAGGACUUGGCUCCGAAAUUUCCUGGGUUUUUAAUUUUAAUUUUUUUUUUUUUUUUUUUUGGUCUCCCGCCGAUUGCUCGGAAGUUGGACUGAAGCAGAGUUUGGAAAGAGGGGGAAAAGUUUGCAUCGGGGCUGGAUUUAUUUGCACAUCGCAGAAAGAAGAGAAUCCAAGGGAGAGGGGUUGGUGCAAAGCCGCGAUCACGGAGUUCAGAUGUGUUCUAAGCCUGCUGGAGUGACCACACUUCCAAGAUCUGAUGGAGGCCAGAGCUCAGAGUGGCAAUGGGUCGCAGCCCUUGCUGCAGGUGCCCCGUGACGGUGGCAGGCAGCGUGGGGAGCCUGACCCCAGAGAUGCCCUCACCCAGCAGGUACACGUGUUGUCUCUGGAUCAGAUCAGAGCCAUCCGAAACACCAAUGAGUACACAGAGGGGCCUACUGUGGUCCCCAGGCCUGGGCUCAAGCCUGCUCCUCGGCCCUCCACUCAGCACAAACACGAGAGACUCCACGGUCUGCCUGAGCUCCGCCAGCCUCCCAGGCUCCAGCACUCGCAGGUUCAUUCUUCUGCAAGAGCCCCUCUGUCCAGGUCCAUCAGCACAGUCAGCUCAGGGUCACGGAGCAGUACGAGGACAAGUACCAGCAGUAGCUCCUCUGAACAGAGACUGUUAGGAUCAUCCUUCUCCUCCGGGCCAGUUGCUGAUGGGAUAAUCCGGGUACAGCCGAAAUCUGAGCUCAAGCCAGGUGAGCUUAAGCCACUGAGCAAGGAAGAUUUGGGCCUGCAUGCCUACAGGUGUGAGGACUGUGGCAAGUGCAAAUGUAAGGAGUGCACCUACCCGAGGCCUCUGCCAUCAGACUGGAUCUGCGACAAGCAGUGCCUUUGCUCGGCCCAGAACGUGAUUGACUAUGGGACUUGUGUGUGCUGUGUGAAAGGUCUCUUCUAUCACUGUUCUAAUGAUGAUGAGGACAACUGUGCUGACAACCCGUGUUCUUGUAGCCAGUCUCACUGUUGUACCCGAUGGUCAGCCAUGGGCGUCAUGUCCCUCUUUUUGCCUUGUUUAUGGUGUUACCUUCCAGCCAAGGGUUGCCUUAAAUUGUGCCAGGGGUGUUAUGAUCGGGUUAACAGGCCCGGAUGCCGUUGUAAAAACUCCAACACAGUUUGCUGCAAGGUUCCCACUGUCCCCCCCAGGAACUUUGAAAAACCAACAUAGCAUCAUUAAUCAGGAAUAUUACGUAAUAAGGAUUGUUCCUUUUUUUUUCUUUAACACACAUAUGCAACCAACUAAACAGUUAUAAUCUUGGCACUGUUAAUAGAGGAUUGGGAUAUUUCUUUGCUGUUUGCAGUGAAAUGCUAUUUGUCCAUGUGCCAUUUUAACUGAUUUGCUUGUUAGAACUCAGCUAAUGGAACUUAAAAGUAUGGGAUACAGAACUUGGUGACCCACAUAUUGCAUAAGCUAAAGCAACACAGACACUCCUAGGCAGAGUUUUUGUUUGUGAAUAGUACUUGCAAAAUUUGUAAAUUAGCAAAUGAAUUUUUUCCAUUGUUUUCUCCAGAGAUAAUGUGCUAUAUUUUUGUAUAUACAAUAAUAUUUGCAACUGUGAAAAACAAGUUGUGUCAUACUACAUGGCACAGUCACAAAAUAUUAUACUAAUAUGUUGUACAUUCGGAAGAAUGUGAAUCAAUCAGUAUGUUUUUAGAUUGUAUUUUGCCUUACAGAAAGCCUUUAUUGUAAGACUCUGAUUUCCCUUUGGACUUCAUGUAUAUUGUACAGUUACAGUAAAAUUCAACCUUUAUUUUCUAAUUUUUUCAACAUAUUGUUUAGUGUAAAGAAUAUUUAUUUGAAGUUUUAUUAUUUUAUAAAAAAGAAUAUUUAUUUUAAGAGGCAUCUUACAAAUUUUGCCCCUUUUAUGAGGAUGUGAUAGUUGCUGCAAAUGAGGGGUUACAGAUGCAUAUGUUCAAUAUAAAAUAGAAAAUAUAUUAACGUUUGAAAUUAAA